Messenger RNA from Budorcas taxicolor (takin), 3043 nucleotides. RefSeq names its product karyopherin subunit alpha 4 (gene KPNA4). The coding region runs from base 150 to 1715 and encodes 521 amino acids. The record is from RefSeq and is a predicted model, not a curated record. Gene Ontology annotation, molecular function: nuclear import signal receptor activity; protein binding. Lineage: Eukaryota; Metazoa; Chordata; Mammalia; Artiodactyla; Bovidae. Gene Ontology annotation, biological process: NLS-bearing protein import into nucleus. The transcript has 17 exons. Gene Ontology annotation, cellular component: nucleus; cytoplasm; nucleoplasm.
AGACCGCGGCGAAGGCAGGUGAGAGGAGGAAGGAAGCGGCGGGCACAGCAGCUCAGGCAGCGGCCCGGUUCCUGGGAGUGUCGGUGCGGCGUGGUGGUUGGGGCGGAUCCCGCGGGGCCCGGGCGGGGGAAGGAGUCACCGGCCCGGCCAUGGCGGACAACGAGAAACUGGACAACCAACGGCUCAAGAAUUUCAAGAACAAAGGCCGCGACUUGGAGACUAUGAGAAGACAACGAAAUGAAGUUGUAGUUGAAUUAAGAAAGAAUAAAAGAGAUGAACAUCUCUUAAAGAGGAGGAAUGUACCACAUGAAGAUAUCUGUGAAGACUCUGACAUAGAUGGUGAUUAUAGAGUGCAAAAUACCUCUCUAGAAGCUAUAGUUCAAAAUGCAUCCAGUGAUAACCAAGGAAUUCAAUUAAGUGCAGUUCAAGCUGCUAGGAAGCUUUUGUCCAGUGAUCGAAAUCCACCAAUUGAUGACUUAAUAAAAUCUGGAAUUUUGCCUAUUUUAGUCCAUUGUCUUGAAAGAGAUGACAAUCCUUCUUUACAGUUUGAAGCGGCAUGGGCUUUGACAAAUAUUGCAUCUGGAACCUCUGAACAAACUCAAGCAGUAGUUCAGUCUAAUGCUGUGCCACUUUUCCUGAGGCUUCUCCAUUCACCCCAUCAGAAUGUCUGUGAGCAAGCAGUGUGGGCCCUGGGAAAUAUCAUAGGUGAUGGGCCACAGUGUAGAGAUUAUGUCAUAAGUCUUGGAGUUGUGAAACCUUUACUUUCCUUCAUAAGUCCAUCUAUUCCUAUAACAUUCUUAAGAAAUGUUACUUGGGUUAUGGUCAACCUAUGUCGCCACAAAGACCCACCACCCCCAAUGGAAACCAUUCAGGAGAUUCUUCCAGCUCUUUGUGUUUUAAUUCAUCACACAGACGUAAAUAUAUUGGUAGAUACAGUCUGGGCCCUCUCUUACCUUACUGAUGCUGGCAAUGAACAGAUACAGAUGGUAAUAGACUCUGGAAUAGUCCCUCAUUUGGUUCCUCUUCUCAGCCACCAGGAAGUUAAAGUGCAGACGGCAGCACUUCGAGCUGUAGGCAAUAUUGUUACUGGAACUGAUGAGCAAACACAAGUAGUUUUAAACUGUGAUGCUCUUUCACACUUCCCUGCACUUCUGACACAUCCCAAAGAGAAAAUUAAUAAAGAAGCAGUGUGGUUCCUGUCUAACAUCACUGCAGGAAAUCAGCAGCAGGUUCAGGCAGUAAUUGAUGCCAAUCUUGUACCAAUGAUAAUACACCUUUUGGAUAAGGGAGAUUUUGGCACUCAGAAAGAAGCUGCGUGGGCCAUAAGUAACUUAACAAUUAGUGGAAGAAAAGAUCAAGUGGCCUACCUAAUCCAACAAAAUGUUAUCCCACCUUUUUGCAACUUGCUGACUGUAAAAGAUGCACAAGUUGUGCAAGUAGUACUCGAUGGACUAAGUAAUAUAUUAAAAAUGGCUGAAGAUGAGGCAGAAACCAUAGCCAAUCUUAUAGAAGAAUGUGGAGGACUGGAGAAAAUUGAACAGCUUCAAAAUCAUGAAAAUGAAGACAUCUACAAAUUGGCCUAUGAGAUCAUUGAUCAGUUCUUCUCUUCAGAUGAUAUUGAUGAAGAUCCUAGCCUUGUUCCAGAGGCAAUACAAGGUGGAACAUUUGGUUUCAAUUCAUCUGCCAAUGUACCAACAGAAGGGUUCCAGUUUUAGAAAGAUGUUGUGGAAGUUAGGUACAAUGCAGCACUGGGAUAUAUAUAUAUAUAUACAUAUAUAUAAAAAGGUUUGAUCCAUCAAGCUUGGCUCAUGGGAUCUGCUGCUGCAUUAAAUCGGGAAAGAAAAUGUGAAGAUUUCAUUUGGAAUCACAGAAAAUGCCCAAAUGAGGUCAAGAUGGCGAGUGGGUGCGAGUGAGAAUGAGUGGCAAAAUGUAAUGAAAACUCUACAUGGAUGCUUAUUUAGGUUGUUCAAAGUAAAAAGGGCUACAGGUCACAGAUCUUCAGUGCCUGAGAAGGAACAUUGACUUUGUAUCAAUUGAGGGGAAAGUGCAGUACUGUCAUCUUCAAGCCUUGUAAGCAUAAAAGAGAAUAGAAUGCCCAUAAAAGUCAAAGGAAAACGAGCCCAGGCCUUGCUAUGAAGCAGUGUGUGAGUGGACAGUGUUGAAUGAAUGUCUGGCUCAGUGAUGGAGAGCCAGGUUCAUCUUUUCAAAUCUAGGGCUCUUCAUUCAUGAAGCAGACUCCUAGUCCUGGAGUGACUGUGUACGAGAGUAUGGUUGUGGUGCUGUAUGUGAACGCAUGCAAGCUUGAUUUGCCUUCAGGGGGCUGAUAACAAACCUAGUAAAAUCAUCAGAGUGAGAUCAUAAGUGUUACUGUACACUGGACAUGAAAACAAAGAUCAGUUCAGCAGCAGACAUUGGUGUACUCUGCAGCCUGUGUUUUCUAUUUCCCUUCCUCCCUGUUCCCACCCCCUCCUUUUUUUUUUUUUUUUUUUUUAGGUUUUUUUUUUUUUUGUGGGAGUUUUUUGUUUUGUUUUUAGUUUUUAUUUACUUUACCUAGUAUGGCUUUUUAGUUGCUUCUCAAGUCAGAAAACUUUCAGGAAGGUUUCCCUGUGCAUUUGCACCAGAUGAAUGUUUGAUGCUAUGAAAAGCUUUCCAUAUCAUCAAAACUAAUUUGUGUAGAUUUUUGCAUGAAAAAAAAAUCAUAAAUUUCCCUCAAAAUAGACUGUGUUGCAGUACACAAGUUGCCAUAAUAGUAUAAAACAGUAAAAUGUGCUUUUAAAAGCCAUCCUUUUCAUUUUCAGAGAUAACAUAAAGAUCUUUGCAUGAGGUAAAUCUACAGCCUAGUUCAUUUUUAGAUUUUGUUGAGUCCUGUAAAGAAGAAGAAGAAAAAAGUUUCAGUUGUGGUAGAAUACCGUGCUGUGUUUAAAUGUUACUUGUUUUCAAACUUUGUUUUCUAUGAAAAUGAUAUGGAAACUUCUAAAAUGGAAUUUGGUGCAUAUGUACUGCUGAAUAAAGACCGAUGAAGAGGUUUGAGUAGAUGUACAAA